Molecule: messenger RNA, 1916 nt
Organism: Gryllus bimaculatus (two-spotted cricket)
Lineage: Eukaryota; Metazoa; Arthropoda; Insecta; Orthoptera; Gryllidae
Source: the annotation of a GenBank genome assembly
AUGUGUGAAACCGCUUUAAGGCGAAUACAGAAUGUUCGGUGCUUGACGAAUCGCAAGCAACCCGUCGAUACAUCUUCGCAGCUGCGUCGUAGCAAAUGGUCUCCCAACGCCAGCAUUCGUAGUGUCGAUAUUACACAAGAAAACGAGCAAGGACUAAAGCGCGCCCGGACGUUGUGCGUGCGCAGCGAGGCCCUGGGCGAGCGCGUGCCGCCGCUGCAGCUGCGCAGCGUGCUGGAGGACUACCGCCAGACGCUGGCGGCGCUGGACGCGCGCCUGCAGCGCGUGGAGCGCGAGCGCGAGCGCGACCGGCGCCCCGCCGACUGGCCGCGCGACGCCUACGCCUGGGAGCGCCAGUGGAGCCGCGACCGCGAUCGCAGCUCGGACCGCGACUGGGACCGGGACCGGGAUCGAGACCGGGAUCGAGACCGGGACCGGGAUCGAGAAAUGCACCGCGACCAGGCGCAAAGUCCCGACACUUUCCACUCCUCUCGAACUGCCUGUCAAGAAGAUGAUAUUGCGGGACCAUUUGAUGUGAAUGAUAUUAUCAGAAUGGCACAUAAAAACGGUCUAGAGACUCUUUCGUACGAGCAGUUGGUCGUACUGCACGAGGCGGUUGCGUUGGCCGCCACCCACUCCCCGGCGGGACCCCACGUUGCCGGCGACGAGGAGGACGAGGGCGCCUCCACCCUGGACGCAGAUGUGGACGUCAAGGACAUCGUCGCCGACGUGGACGAAGGCGGGAGCGACGCCGUCACGUCGACGGAUGCGGUCGACGACCGACUUCGUCAGGACGACGAGGAGGCGACGACGGGCUUGCGCUCGCCCAAAGACGACGUCGAGAAGGCAGACGAGGUGGAUCUCAAAGACGAUGACGAGAGUGAGGCGAAGUACGUGGUGCAGACGGAGUUGCCGAAGGAGGUUCGCGUGGAAGAAGAGAUGGCGAGAAAGAACGACAUGCGCGCCCAGCACGAGAGCGACCUCUCGAUCCGCGACGAGGACAGCAGCGGAGACGAGGACGAUGAAGACGAGGGCGCCAAAGAGGGGGAGCACGACGAGGAGUUGAUCGCCAGCGAGAUGCCCUCCACCCGCCCGUCCAUUUCGUUGUCCGACGUGUCCAGCGUGCCCGUGGAAGUGACGCUGCGCUCCGCGUGUCCGCUGUGCCCAGGGGGGGCAACCGAAGACGAGGACCGCGCGCUCAUCGACGCCGCCGCUGCCGCUUGUCGCUUCGCUGCCGAAGAGGGGGCGGUGUGCGCGGUGCGCGUGGAGGGCACGGCCACCAUCUCGGCCUGCGCCGGCGCCAUGGACCGCCUGGCGCGCGGGGGCGUGGCCGCCGCCGGCCGCACGCAGUGGGUCGGCCGAGUGUGUGGAGUGAGUCUUGAUUCACGGCAGUGUCCUCUCGAGGGAGUUGUGGGUCAGCCGAUGCCGCCGCCACAAGACAUAACCCCCAUCUUGCAGCCACUCCCCGAAAUCGAUUCUCAGGUUAACGGGGAAAGUGGAACAGUGGAAGGCCACUGACCACUCACAGUGGCUUUCCAGAUAUUUAGAAGAUUGUGGCUGGCAAAGGUUGAAUUGCAAAGUUCACGUAAUGGUCCAUAUACGACGUGCGAUCUUCUCUGUCUCUUUAUAUUUAUAAUGUCGCACAUGGAAAGAAUUUCAUAACUCUGGCACGUGUGUGGAUGGCACUUACUGUAGCUGUCUUUUAGGUACUACACAAAAAAAUAAAAUAUAAUGCCUUUAUGCAAAUUAUUCAUUUAAGCCUAAUUGUUAUUAUUCUUAAAUAUAUUAGGAUAGUUUUCAAGUCAGGAUUUUCUCAAAAAUUUGUGUUUGGAUUUUUCUCCAACGUCAAGGUUUUGGAAUCUUGAUAGUUAAUUCUAAAACAAAAUAAUUGCAAAAAGUUUCAACAACAAAAGAGGACA